AGUCGGUGACAGUUGAAUUAAAACCGACAGCAAGAAUCACGAAAAGAAACAGCGAUCCUGCAACAGCGACAUCCCAUGGCUUCCGCGCAGAGGACGCUGCCCGACUGUGUUUUCUGCAAAAUUGCCACCGGAAACGAUCCGGCGACCGAUAUUGUGUUCCGCAAUGAGCGUAUGUGCAUCUUUAAGGACAUUCGGCCGGCGUCGGACUUCCAUUACCUGGCCAUACCGAACCAUCAUGUGGAAAAUGUAAACUCACUCACCGUUGCUGAUAAGCCGUUGCUGGAAGAGCUGAAGCGAGAGCUCGUUAGCUACAUGCGAAGCAAAGACGUUGAUCCGUCCCAGGCAUCGUUCGGGUUCCACAUUCCACCCUUUACGAGCGUGAAGCAUUUGCACCUGCAUGCGAUUGCCCCCGUUAGUAGGAUGGGCUUUAUUUCGCGGAUGAUUUUCCGGCCAAACACGAUGUGGUUUAAAACGGUGCGAGCUGUCCUGUCCGUUAAUAGAAUAAAUGUAUUACGGUAUGUAUGUUUUAUUUCUUCUUUCAGGAUGAAGCUAUUAUGCAAACCAUUUCCAACGAUAACGCAACCGAGUGAUAUGUGUUUUGUUUGACGCUGUACGAAACGUUCCAUAUUGUUAAUGAAUAAAUAUCCUUUUUAUUGGCUUCGACUAACGCUAA
Molecule: messenger RNA, 673 nt
Organism: Anopheles stephensi (Asian malaria mosquito)
Lineage: Eukaryota; Metazoa; Arthropoda; Insecta; Diptera; Culicidae
Product: histidine triad nucleotide-binding protein 3
Exons: 2
Coding region: 76-606 (176 amino acids)
Molecular function (GO): catalytic activity
Source: RefSeq, a predicted model, not a curated record